AAAACAAGAAAAGACCCUCAAAUAAUCAGCUGGGUGAAUUGUUGAAUGGCUGCUUUUUAAUCUUUCACGAGAACGUCAGUUAUAAAUCAGUAACUUAUUGUAGUGAUCACGAAGUUUCAAAAUGAAGAUCUACAUCUUCAUUGCGCUUGUGGCGUUAUUCGCCAUCACAAAUGGAGUAUUUGUUCCUCCUCGUCCCGGACAUAAGAAACAUCUUCUAGGGGCAAAAGAAUGCACUUGGGGUCCAGGAUACUGGUGUCAGAAUAUAACAACAUCUGCUGCUUGCCAUGCUACCAAACAUUGCAUUGAUACCGUUUGGGUACACCUCCAACUUCCCCCAGAUGAUUCUAGCGUCUGCCAGACAUGUAAGGAUAUGGUACAACAAGCUAGAGAUCAACUGUUGAGUAAUGAUACACAGGAACUCAUUAAAGAAGUAUUUGAGGGCUCAUGUGCGUUACUACACAUAAAACCAAUCGUUAAGGAGUGCGACAAAAUCGCCGACGAAUAUAUACCCGAGUUAAUCGACACUUUGGCUUCUCAAAUGAAUCCUCAAGUGGUUUGUUCAGUAGCAGGCCUUUGCAACAGUGCUAAAAUCCAAAAAAUGCUCGCUGACUCCAAACUCAACAGCGCUGACGAUAAAACUAUUGCACCAGUGAAUCCAGACAAAUCUGAUCCAUGUGAAGGAUGUCAUUCUGUUGUGAAAGUGAUGGAAACUAAAUUCAAUCAGAUGUCUAGAGAUGAUGUUUUACAAGCAUUUUUGCACGUAUGCGGAAAACUUAGUACCCUGUCAGACGCUUGCAGUAACAUUGUUCUUACAUACUUUACCGAAAUUUAUCAGCACAUUCAACAAAAUUUCAACCCAACUGACGUCUGCCUUAUGGCUGGAGAAUGCAGUGCGCAGUUCCACACUCAUAACAUUGAAAUUACACCAAUGUCCCAUGUCGGUUACGUAUAUCCAAAGGGUGACGAUCUUCCUUGCGAUUUGUGCGAACAACUCGUAGGCCAUUUGCGUGAUUUAUUGGUUGCCAACACCACCGAAAGUGAGUUCAAACGUGUAUUGGAAGGUCUUUGCAAGCAAACCAAAUCGUUUGCCAAUGAAUGCUUGAGCAUCGUUGACGAAUACUACAGCGUUAUUUACAGCUAUCUCGUCAAUGAAAUGAAACCCAAAGAGAUGUGUACUUUAAUCAACAUUUGUCCUAGAUCAGAGGGAGAUAAAGUAGACAUUAAACCUUUGGUACCAAUUGAAACUGCUCAAGCAGCCAAUCAACAAGGACCACUACCUAAACAACCUUUGGUUCACAUUAACAUAGGAGGAGGACAAUUGGAUGCACGACCUGAAACUGCCCAAUUACCUAUUGAGUUGCUUAUGCCACCGCACAUCCAGAACAUUUACAGCAAGGAAACUUGCUUGUUCUGUGAAUACUUUUUACACUUUGUUCAGGAAUCCAUUACUGAUCCGAAAACGGAGGCUAGUAUCAAGACGAUUAUUGAUGGCGCCUGUGAAAGACUUCCUCCUUCCAUCAAUAGCACCUGUGUCCAAUUCGUAGACAUGUACGAACCGGCAAUGAUAGCUUUGUUGGCUCAAGAGAUCGAUCCGUCAGUUGUCUGUCCACUGAUCAAGGCAUGUCCUAAUAGUAACAGCAGCCAAGAUGUUGAAGUUUUUAUGGAACAAGAAAACGACAGCCCCAAAUGUCCAUUGUGCUUAUAUGCUGUUUCAAAAUUGGAGAGUAUGGUUAAAGAUAAAAAGACUGAGGAUAACAUUAGGGCCAAUCUCAAGAAACUGUGUAAACACUUACCAGGCAGUCUAGCACCAGAAUGCAAUGACUUUGUCGAAACCUACACAAACGAGCUAGUUGAAAUGCUGAUGGCUGACCUACAACCAAAUGAGGUUUGCAUUUACAUUAAAUUGUGUCCAGACGAUUCUCCAAAAGUGGCGUCCAACAAUGUGAUGCCUAUUAUCGAUAUCGAUGCUAACUUUGCAGCUGUUGGUGGUGACAUCAGAACGAAUAUAAUCCCAGACGAUACCAUUAACGGUCAAUCAUUGGACGCCGCAGGUUCUAAACCGCAAUGUGUCAUGUGCGAAUUUGUCAUGAAAGAAAUUGAGGAUCAAUUGAAAGAUAAUAAAACAGAAGAAGAAAUUAAAAAUAUUGUUUAUGGAAUCUGCAAGAUUAUGCCCAAAUCUGUACGCCCAGAAUGUCAGGAUUUCGUCAAUACAUAUGCUGAUACAGUCAUUCAGUUGUUGAUUCAAGCUUUGGAACCCAGUCAAAUUUGUUCCAUGAUACACUUGUGCCAGGAUAAGUACAUGACAAUAUUACAAGGUGAAAUUAUGGAAUGCGCAGUGUGCGAAGGCGCAUUGGAAGCUAUGGUGAAAAUACUAAAUAAUCCAAAAGCUGAUCAUGCUGUGGAACACGUGUUGGAGAAGACAUGCCGUGCAUUACCCAAAAAAUUUAGAAACCAGUGUAAUAAACUUGUAAAGGAAAAAGGAAUCCAUUUGUAUAAAGGAAUUAAGGAAAAUAAAAAUAAAGAAGAUAUUUGUAAUUCAUUUAAACAGUGCAUUUCACAAUUAUUAAGUACAUUUAGAUCAAAAAGAUCUCAAGUAGGAACUAAUGUAUGCACUCGAGGUCCUGGUUAUUGGUGUCAAAAUGAGCAAACUGCCAACGAAUGUAAUACCCUUGAGAUUUGUCGCACUCGUUACUGGAAUACAAGAUCCAAAAGAUCUCCUCAAUAUGGAGCGAAUGUUUGUACAAGAGGUCCUGGAUAUUGGUGUCAAAACGAACAGACUGCCAACGAAUGUAAUACGCUAGAGCUUUGUCGCACUCGUUACUGGAAUUCAAGAUCCAAAAGAUCUCCUCAAUAUGGAGCGAACGUAUGUACAAGAGGUCCUGGAUAUUGGUGUCAAAACGAACGGACUGCCAAUGAAUGCAAUACUCUUGAACUUUGUCGCACUCGCUAUUGGAAUACAAAAUCCAAAAGGUCUCCACAACUUGGAGCGAAUGUAUGUACAAGAGGUCCUGGAUAUUGGUGUCAAAACGAACAAACAGCCAAUGAAUGUAAUACGCUACAGCUUUGCCGCACUCGUUACUGGAAUACAAGAUCCAAAAGAUCUCCUCAAUAUGGAGCGAACGUAUGUACAAGGGGUCCUGGAUAUUGGUGUCAAAACGAACGGACUGCCAAUGAAUGCAAUACUCUUGAACUUUGUCGCACUCGCUAUUGGAAUACAAAAUCCAAAAGGUCUCCGCAAUUUGGAGCAAAUGUAUGUACAAGAGGUCCUGGAUAUUGGUGUCAAAACGAACAAACAGCCAAUGAAUGUAAUACGCUACAGCUUUGCCGCACUCGUUACUGGAAUACAAGAUCCAAAAGAUCUCCUCAAUAUGGAGCGAACGUAUGUACAAGGGGUCCUGGAUAUUGGUGUCAAAACGAACGGACUGCCAAUGAAUGCAAUACUCUUGAACUUUGUCGCACUCGCUAUUGGAAUACAAAAUCCAAAAGGUCUCCGCAAUUUGGAGCAAAUGUAUGUACAAGAGGUCCUGGAUAUUGGUGUCAAAACGAACAAACAGCCAAUGAAUGUAAUACGCUACAGCUUUGCCGUACUCGUUAUUGGAAUACAAGAUCCAAAAGAUCUCCUCAAUAUGGAGCGAACGUAUGUACAAGGGGUCCAGGAUAUUGGUGUCAAAACGAACGGACUGCCAAUGAAUGCAAUACUCUUGAACUUUGUCGCACUCGCUAUUGGAAUACAAAAUCCAAAAGGUCUCCGCAAUUUGGAGCAAAUGUAUGUACAAGAGGUCCUGGAUAUUGGUGUCAAAACGAACAAACAGCCAAUGAAUGUAAUACGCUACAGCUUUGCCGCACUCGUUAUUGGAAUUCAAGAUCCAAACGAUCUCCUCAAUAUGGAGCGAAUGUAUGUACAAGGGGUCCUGGAUAUUGGUGUCAAAACGAACAGACUGCUAAUGAAUGCAAUACACUGGAGGUUUGCCGCACUCGUUACUGGAAUUCAAGAUCCAAAAGAUCUCCUCAAUAUGGAGUGAAUGUAUGUACAAGAGGUCCUGGAUAUUGGUGUCAAAAUGAACAAACUGCUAAGGAAUGUAAUACUCUUGAAAUUUGUCGGACUCGUUACUGGAAGACAAAAUAACGAAAUAAGUACGUGGAGAAUUUAUUUGAAUUUUUAGGAAAUGUAAUUGACUAACACAAAAUAACGAAAUAAGUAUUGGGAGAAUUUAUUUGAAAUUUUAGGAAAUGUAAUUGAGUAGUACAAAUAUAUAGUAUAAAAUUUG
Aethina tumida (small hive beetle) is the source of this 4268-nucleotide messenger RNA. RefSeq lists its product as uncharacterized. The transcript has 24 exons. Gene Ontology annotation, cellular component: lysosome. Lineage: Eukaryota; Metazoa; Arthropoda; Insecta; Coleoptera; Nitidulidae. Bases 122 to 4126 code for a protein of 1334 amino acids. Gene Ontology annotation, biological process: sphingolipid metabolic process. The record is from RefSeq and is a predicted model, not a curated record.